Molecule: messenger RNA, 5286 nt
Organism: Pomacea canaliculata
Lineage: Eukaryota; Metazoa; Mollusca; Gastropoda; Architaenioglossa; Ampullariidae
Product: high-affinity choline transporter 1-like
Exons: 10
Coding region: 706-2427 (573 amino acids)
Biological process (GO): acetylcholine biosynthetic process; choline transport; transmembrane transport
Cellular component (GO): plasma membrane
Molecular function (GO): choline:sodium symporter activity
Source: RefSeq, a predicted model, not a curated record
AGUUGAUUUGAUUUCUGAUGCCUGAGUGAACACAGCCGCUGCACGGCGAUGGCGGCGAUGGCGGCGAGGUUGUAGGGACGAGGAAAUCAAUGCGGCUUGGCGAGCGCCGGUGUGGUCCCUGCAAUCGCAGAACACCGGAAACUCAGAGGGCCAGCCAGCCAGCCAGCCAGACAGCCACAGGGGGAGGCUGGGAUCGUGGAACACUGGAAUCUCAAGCAGACUAGAAGGACCACAGGAGACUGAGAUCGCGGUGCACAUUGAAAACCACGGACACGACAGCAGGACAUCCGCCGGACACAGGAAGCUGUAGGUGGAGCGAUCGAGUCCACCUCCUCCGAGGCUCAUCGUGCCAAGUCAGGGGGAGAUCACUCCUGGUGCUAUGCUGAUACGCCUGUCCCUCCUGAUUGAAGCGCUGGUGUGUGAGACGGCCACCCAGGUUACCUUGGACCAAGCGAGAUGAUUGGCUAUCGAGUUGUACAACCGUCUGAGGUUUGAGUCCAACACCCACAAGACUUUCUCCACACCCUGGGUAGAUUGAUGACGAAUAGUCCACGACGGGGAUUCGAUCCUAGUUUGAGAGAAACAGGUUUCUGAAUACAGAAGAUCAGGCUGUUUCAUUCGAGGCUAGCCUAAAUCUUCAAAAAUCUCCCGCCGUUUCUCAACCAAAAAUUUGUGUUUUGACGGGUGUAUCCACCAUUGUCUACUAUGGGCAUCCACAUACCCGGCCUGAUCGCCAUCAUCUUCUUCUACCUUCUCAUCGUUGUUGUCGGCCUGUGGGCAGCGCGCAAGUCCAAACAGACGGGCGCCACCGCCGACAGCGAGAAUGUCAUGUUGGCCGGCCGCAACAUCGGGCUGCUGAUCGGAAUAUUCACCAUGACAGCCACAUGGGUGGGCGGGGCCUACAUCAACGGAACAGCCGAGAUCAUAGUUCGCAGCGGGUUAGCCUGGUGUCAGGCCCCCAUCGGCUACGCCCUCAGCUUGGUCGUCGGAGGUCUGUUCUUCGCGAACAAGAUGCGAACAGAAGGCUACGUCACCAUGCUGGACCCUUUUCAACAGAAGUACGGGGAACGCAUGGGGGGACUCAUCUACAUUCCAGCACUUAUGGGCGAGGUUUUCUGGACAGGCGCUGUUCUGUCUGCCCUUGGCGCCACCUUGUCGGUGAUCAUGGAGAUCCCACCCCAGCCCGCCAUCAUUGUGUCGGCCUGCAUAGCGCUCUUCUACACGCUGAUUGGUGGACUGUACUCCGUGGCCUACACUGACGUCGUCCAGCUCUUCUGCAUUUUCAUCGGGCUGUGGGCAAGUUUCCCCUUCGCCAUGGCCCACAAAGCCGUGAGCCCACUGACCACCAACGCGACUGAGGUGUGGAUCAAGAGUGUGGACCCCACGUGGUCUGGCUACUACAUCGACUCUUACCUGGUUGUCAUCUUUGGGGGCGUCCCAUGGCAGGUUUACUUCCAGCGGGUGUUGUCAGCAAAGACAGCCUUCAACGCGCAGUUGUUGUCGUACAUCGCGGCCAUUGGCUGCAUCGUCAUGGCCUUGCCCGCCAUGUUGUUUGGCGCUAUUGCUGCUGAAACCGACUGGAACAACACAGACUACAAGGGCCCGGUGCCUAUUCCCAGCGAGAACUUGAACCUCAUCCUGCCCAUGUGCCUGCAGUACCUGUGUCCAGCCGCGGUCUCCUUCAUGGGGCUGGGCGCUGUCUCCGCCGCCGUCAUGUCAUCGGCAGACUCCUCCAUCUUGUCUGCUUCCUCCAUGUUCGCUCGCAACAUCUACAAGCUCAUCUUUCGACAGAAGGCCUCCGAGAUCGAGAUCCUGUGGGUGAUGCGCGCGGCGACGUUCGGGGUGAGCGCCAUGUCGCUGGCCACGGCCCUGACGGUGUCCUCCAUCUACGAACUGUGGUUCCUGUGCGCCGACCUCGUCUACAUCGUCCUCUUUCCUCAGCUCAUCUGCGUCAUCUACGCCAAGAGAACCAACACCUACGGGUCGCUGGCCGGCUACAUCGUCGGCCUCUUCUUCCGACUGAGCGGCGGCGAGCCGUCCAUGCACCUGGAACCCAUCAUGAAGUACCCGUGGUACGACGAGGAGACCAAGUUCCAGCUCUUCCCCUUCAAGACCUUUUCCAUGCUUCUGUCCCUGCUUACCAUCAUCGGCGUGUCCUUGCCCCUCAAGUACAUGUUCGAGACGGGCAUGAUUCCUCGCCGUUACGACUUCUUCAUGUGCAUCGUCAACAUCCCCGACGAGAACAUCGUGUUGGCAGCCCGCGACGGCGCCACGGAGCACACCAGCAUCGUCUCCUACUACAAGGACGGCAGCGGGAAGAUCAACCCGGCCUUGCAGUACUCCAGCGAGGACCUCAUCGCCGAGAACGGCUACGAUACGAUUGAGGAGAAGCCGAAACUGACUCACAAACUAUCUGUGACGAAAUAGUCCCAGUCCCCACCUUACUCCCCGCCCCUUAACACACCUUGCCGCGCACGACCAAGCUAACCCUUCUUCCCCAGACUUGCUGCUGCUGUUGCUGCUGCUGUUGCUGCUGCUGCUGUUGCUGCAUGGCAGUUGGGGGAGGCUGGGAAGGAGGGAGAAGCAAGAAGCAUUGCCGUUUAGAUGUUUAGAUUUUUGCCCGAUGUACAUACAGCGCAGAGGACUGUAUUCUGUGAACUGCGCGUGCAUGCAGCAAUAGAAUGCACGUGCAACGCAGCCGAUGACCUUUACGAGUCUAGAUUCUCAUCGUCAUACCAAAACCAUUGCCAAUGUCCGAGAUGAGCAGAGUACAGGCCAGAGCGCUACAACCUCCCCUCGUCAGAUGGAAAGAAGAUGGUGGAGGAUUGCAGAUCCCUCCCCGCACACAGAGGGCGCUGAUGAUCGACGUGGGCGAGAUUGUUGUCAGAAAUUAUUAAUAAUAGCCAGUUAGGAAAUGUCGGGAACGUGCAAACGACCUUUAAGGUUUGUUUAAUGUCUCCUUUUUCUACGUCCCGGGAACGUAGUCCUCAAGGAGAUGAGAACAGAAAGAAAAGAGGGGAAAGUGCGAGUUCCUUAGUUUGAGUUCAUUCAUUAGCUGAUAUGUACUUAUAGAUGCAGUUAUUCCCACGUGGCGUAGCGAGUCCAGUACUUAUAUACAUGUAUGCAGAGGUUGCGUGUGUAUCCCAUGUAUAAACAUUAUUGCCCUGGUAGUGGUAGUCGUGGCGAUGUUUUGGUGUUUCACAAGAUGACCUAAUUGUGGUUGAGAGGUCAUGAAUGGUGUCAGGACAAGCAGCUGUGUGUGUAUACGAGCGUGCAUACUUAUUUGUGACUUUGUGUGCGUGCGUGCGUUCAGUUUGUCAGUUUGCUACAUCCUUUUUGCAUGUGUACAAGCUAAGUAGUCAGAAAAGGACAGUGAAAAUGCAAGACCGCUGUCAGUACUGCUCUCUCUUACACCUGCUUCUAACAGGUUUCUAGUCACAAACUUGUUUCCUUUGAUCAAGAUGCUGUGGGCCAUAAUUUUUUUUUUAAUUUAAUUUUCUUUUCUUUUAACUCUGCUUACUACUGGUAGCUGUCCUGACCUGUCUCUUUACUUGUUCCCGCUGUUAUCUCCCUUGCAUCAGUGAAUUGUCUCCCCUAUUAGGGUGGUAAAUCUUCUCAUGGACAGGAUGUCAGGGCGGUGCCUCUCAUUCGUGUAUGCCGUGGAAACCCUUGUAUGGCCAUGCUUCUUUUCUUUGUAUGCAGAGAAACCUUUUCAGGGUCCUUCCACAUCCUGCUAUAUGCAGCGAAACCCUUGAUGCUUUUUCACUCAAGUAUUUUAAAAGUAAAUAAGGUUAAAAAGAACCGUUUGCAAAAGUAUCAGAAUCAUUUUCAGAGAAUCAUUCGACAAUCUUUUAAUUAUAUACGACCGCAUAUUUGACCUUUGAUUCCUUGUCUAAGAUUAACGGUUGUAUACAUCUUUCCCCUCUAAAAGCAGUCGUUGGGGUUGUAACAGCAAAGGUAAUGUUUAAUCGCUCACUUUGGUGUAGCUGAUGAUGAAUUAGAUGAAUUGUCCAUUACUCCUUUCACCUCUAACCUCAGUAAGUUUGCCUUGGUCAGCCUCAGACCGUGCCUACGUCCUACAACUUGUCAGCAAAACCGUUCCGCCGAAAAUGAUUGCAGGUGUUUGUCUUCUUCCCAGCAAAUGUUCUGUUCAGCUGCUCCUCCCUGUUUGGUGCUGACACUGUGACUGCCUACGUCCGUCUUUUCUCGGUUGUGAUGGUGUGGAAGGAAAAAGAAAAGCUCCAUAAAAUUUUGUUUUGAUGGCUUUGCUUCCACAGGUUGUAGAAACUAAUCUUUCUGAGGCCCUGAGCUAUUCAACUGGGUAUUGUUGAAUAGAAAUCAGAAAACAGGAUAACUUUCCUUGGUAAUUAUUUCAUAAAGUUCCAGAUGAUAUGCAAGUGUUUUCAUUGUGCUCUAUUUUUGUUUUAUAUUAUGAUCAAUACAAACCAAAACAUUUAAUGAAUAUCUACACUAAAACAGCAAAAAAGGAGACUUAUUUCUUUUAGUUCUUUUUCUAACUUUGGUAUCUUCACCUCCAUGACACAACCUGGGUGACACUGGUUGGUCUGGUUUGUAUUGGUUUCGUUAUAAAGAUCUGGUUUAGUUUGUCGGGUCAGGCAAAUUUAAUGAGGUUUGCCUUCUCUCUUAUUCUAGUUUGAUUCAGCUUUGGUUAACUUUGGUCUGUUGAAGCUCCUAUAAUGAUUUCAAAUUUAAAAUUGUUUUUGAUCAUGACACAUUGUCUGGGACCGUCAUCCGGGAAGUCUGCUUCCAUUAUCAUUUCCCCUUAUAAUCCCUAUCAAAUGUAGAGAAUUCUAUGGGUGUCUUUAGUAGAUUGGAAAGAAAUUACAACAGGUCUAAUACAACCACAUCACGAAGUCCACUGACGAGCCAAAAGGUUAGGGAUGGUGUGUGAACACGUGACACUUGUUGACUCAGCUGUCGUCGUCAUGAAACUGAAAAUGUUGCGAAUCGUAUAAAUUCUGGAAAUUAUUGCUGUGUGUGAUACUCCGACAGAAUAGCUGCUUUUCUGACAGAUAUAAUAGAACAAAGCUGAUAGAAUAUUAACAAAAGGUCAUGAGUAUGUUGUGUACAGUGCUUAAACAUGUCCACAGAAAACAAAGUUGUAAAUAGUAACUGUUUCUUAGCUAGAGUACCGAUCCAUUUAUCGUCGAAUGUGGUUUGCUAGAACAGUCACCUGUUACCGCGAGAGAAGCUAGAGAUAUUGUGUUGUGUGUGUAGUGCUGCAAAAUGGAGAUGAUAAAAAGUUCAUCAUUCCAAAAAUAAAAA